Molecule: messenger RNA, 2113 nt
Organism: Pelmatolapia mariae (spotted tilapia)
Lineage: Eukaryota; Metazoa; Chordata; Actinopteri; Cichliformes; Cichlidae
Gene: polg2
Product: polymerase (DNA directed), gamma 2, accessory subunit
Exons: 8
Coding region: 369-1727 (452 amino acids)
Biological process (GO): mitochondrial DNA replication
Cellular component (GO): cytoplasm; mitochondrion
Source: RefSeq, a predicted model, not a curated record
ACAUGUAACAGAUGCGUUGCUAACACUGAAAUAUGUGUCUCCUAUGAGAUGUGAAGUGUGAGCGGCGGCUAAUUGGACAUUAGUUGUGUGACAGCAGGGAAACUGUCCGACUCUUAAAUGCACCAACAGCCGUCUGUAUUUGUAGACGCUGCUUUUAGCAAGGUUCGCUAAAGUUAGCUUUCAUUGGGAGUUUAACACAGUGAGCCCAGUUCACAUGUACUAUUCAAACCACCGUAUGCACUCAUCUUUUCUCUUUUCACUGCGGUAUGCGGUCAGUUAGGACCGUACCCUUAGCGAAUAUUUUAAAUCUACAGGAUUUAAAGCUUGUUGUUUGCUAAUGAAACGUUCUCUGAAGCGGGUUCUUCAUCAUGUUUACUCGGUGUGUAAGAAACAUCCUGUCUAGAAGUGCAUUCACUGUGACGCUGAAGCAGCACAGCUGGAGACGCUGCAGCACAUCCCAGACUGAGACUGUGGACCAGGUCAUUACGUUAUUGCAGCUCUGCGUGGACAGGUUCUUCGUUUCUCCUGGUCACGCUAACGUGGAGCUGUUUCAGCGCGGGCUGUGCUGCAGCUAUGGACCUCUGGGCAUGGAGCUCAGGAGAAACCUGCUGGACCAGUGGUGGCAUUCAGUGACUAGGUCCGGAGCUCAGGUUUUUGGGAUUAACACCCUGAGCAGCAGCAGCAGGGAAGCACCUACAGGUGGACAGGGCCAGCUGAGGAUUGUUGAAUGUGAACAGCUGAAACAGAGACUUGAGCAGAAGGAGCUAAGCAAGGAGCGGCUCGCUGAGGAGGUGCACAUGCUCCUGCAGAGGUCCCCAAGUAUGAGAACAAACUUACUGCAAGGUGCCUUGGAGCAGUUUGUCCCCUCAUUAGGGCUGGUGAACAGGAAGCUGCCGUUUGGUCUGGCUGAGACGGGUCUGUGCUUCCAGCCUGCAGAAGGCUCUGGUUGCUCAGGUGAGGUCACGCAAACAUCUCUAGUGUGGUUUUGCUCUCCUCGCACAUCGUCCCAGUGGCUGGACCACUGGACACGACAGAGGCUGAAGUGGUGGAGAAAAUUUGCCCUCUCCCCGUCUGACUUCAUCAGCAAUGAAGUCCAGCAUUGCUGGCUCGAACAGGCGGCAUCUCGCGGUGUGAGGAUCAUCUACAACUUCCCGUGGGGUCAGGAGGUCCUGGAGACACUGUGGAGUCGAGGAGAUGCCGAGCUGCUGCACAUACACAAAGGAGACCGGUCCAAACUGCAGCAUCGAGAUGGACGAAGGUCUAUUCCUCAUGUCGUCUCCAUUACCGCAAACAUGGACCGUGGUGCGAUGGCGUUUCUGUCCAACUCACUCCAGCAGCUGAAGAGAGAAGAGAGCAAGCAAAAGCUGCACCAGAGAAAGGUCCUGAAGCUGCAUCCAGUGUUGGUUCCCAUUAAAGUGGCUUUAAAUAUUGGUAGAGGAGCCACUGUGGAGCUGAGGCAGAUUUGUGAAGGCCUUCUGCAGGAGUUCCUGGAAGCUAAGAUCUCUGUGUGGCCUGGAUAUCUUGAAACUCUGCCAGCAUCAAUGGAGCAGCUGAAUGCCAAAUACGAUGAGAUGGGCGUUCUUUUCACCAUCAUCAUCGGUGAGAACACGUUGGAAAGUGGCCUUCUUCAGGUCCGCAGCAGAGACACAACCAUCAAAGAGACCAUGCACAUCUCGGAGAUCAAAAACUUUCUAUUCAGAUACAUUUCUGCAGCUGACAAUAUCUGAAUGCCCCUGCUGUUUUUUCGAACACAUGCCUGAGUUUGCAUUCCUUUUAAAAACAAAAUGAUGGUCAGGGACAUGCUUGUGAAACAUAUUUCCUCAGAGCGGUCCAAAAAUAAGAGACUUUUUGGGAUAGAGGUGCACAUGAACCCACUGUGUGUAUACAUGUACCCCAAGAGUUUGUAUUCUUAACUUUGCUAACUCAGCUCUUACUGAUCCUACAGUCUCUUCUCAGCACAUUCAAGGCACUGACAUGGCUAUAUCAGGUUUAUUUAUCUGUGUGUAAUUGGUGGCUACAUAGUGGUCACAGAGGAGGAAGCUUUUGGAUUUCUCUCUACAUUUCUAUUAAAAGAUAUGGAAUCCCUCUUUAAUAUUUAUAUUGUAUUGUUUUU